AUGUAUUCCGAGCAGGGGAAUUCUGUUUUCAUGUUACUUUUGUUUCCUGAGAAAAAUGAAGCACAAACAAGACAUGUUUUGCCGUGCUGUGUGCCAGAGUGGUGGGCAGAGGCUGCAGGAAGGACUGCUGUGGGCAUAGCUGGGCACUGCAGGCCCACGAACAUCCCAGGUCCCCGAGUGGAGGGACCUGGACCCCAGGCGGAUGCAGAUGCCGCAGGGGAAUCCGCUGCUGCUGUCCUACACCCUGCAGGAGCUGCUGGCCAAGGACACGGUGCAGGUGGAGCUCAUCCCUGAGAAGAAGGGCCUGUUUCUGAAGCAUGUGGAGUACGAGGUCUCCAGCCAGCGCUUCAAGUCCUCUGUGUACAGACGCUACAAUGACUUCGUGGUCUUCCAUGAAGUGCUGCUUCACAAGUUCCCCUACCGCAUGGUACCAGCCCUUCCGCCCAAGAGAGUGCUGGGAGCCGACAGGGAAUUCAUCGAGGGCCGCCGGAGGGCCCUGAAGCGCUUUAUCAACCUGGUGGCCCGGCACCCGCCCUUUUCCGAGGACGUGCUCCUUAAACUCUUCCUCUCCUUCAGCGGCUCAGAUGUGCAGCACAAGCUCAAGGAGGCGGCCCAAUGCGUGGGAGAUGAGUUCACGAACUGUAAGCUGGCUCCUAGGGCCAAGGACUUCCUCCCAGCUGACAUCCAGACUCAAUUUGCCAUGAGCCGGGAGCUGAUUCGAAAUGUCUACAACAGUUUCUAUAAGCUUCGCGACAGAGCUGAGCGGAUUGCGACCCGGGCCAUUGACAAUGCUGCUGAUCUUCUCAUAUUUGGGAAGGAGCUCAGUGCUUUAGGCUCCGACACCACGCCUCUGCCCUCCUGGGCUGCUCUGCACCUCAGCACAUGGGGCUCCCUCAAGCAAGCGCUCAAGGGCCUGUCCGUGGAGUUCGCGCUGCUUGCGGACAAAGCUGCACAGCAGGGUAAGAAGGAGGAGAACGACGUGGUGGAGAAGCUGAACCUCUUCCUGGAUUUGCUGCAGUCCUACAAAGACCUGUGUGAGCGGCAUGAGAAGGGCGUGCUUCACAAGCAUCAGCGGGCCCUGCACAAGUACGGCCUGAUGAAGAGGCAGAUGAUGAGUGCAGCACAUGGCCGAGAGCCCGAGUCUGUGGAGCAGCUGGAGUCACGGAUCGUGGAGCAGGAGAACGUGAUCCAGACUAUGGAACUCCGAAACUACUUCUCCCUGUACUGCCUGCACCAGGAGACGCAGCUCGUCCACGUCUACCUGCCUCUCACAUCGCACAUCCUGGGGGCCUUCGUGAACUCCCAGAUCCAAGGGCACAAGGAGAUGAGCAAGGUGUGGAAUGACCUGAAGCCGAAGCUGAGCUGCCUCUUUGCUGGACCUCACAGUGUGCUGACGCCACCGCGCUCCCCGCAGGAGGAUGGCGUGUGUCCCCACUAGUGGCAAGGCCACGGCAGCGCUCCCUGUGGCCUCACUAAAACCUCUUUGCAAACAGUGUGUUCCUGGCUGAUUCCCUGCCGGCAGCCGCCAUUCCUGAGCUGCCUGUGGGCUGUGCUGGCGGGCUUUGUGCCCCCAGCCUGCCCCUCGGCCUGUUGAUCGGGUCGGUAGUGGGAAAUUAGGACUGGAUUGUGCUCCGUGCCCACAGUGCUAAGGGCCUUUUGUACCCAGUAAGUGGUGUCUAGGGGAGCCUAGGGGUUAACCUAGCAGCGAAAGAAUGGGAGGACCGGCCUGCCCUGUGGCCGGCAAGGAGCUGGUCGGUCUCUGAGGGUGGGAACAUAACUCUAGACUAGGGCCUGCAGACAUUCUGCGAGGAGUUUUGAGGCCAGGAGGGAGGUCUGACCCAGGAGGGGGUGAGUGUGCAGUGUUUGGAGUGUUGGAAGACAUAUUUCACUGCAGUGCUAUCCUUGGAGUGCAGGUCCAGGGCCUGUCAAGGUCCACAGUGGAGGAAGGCUCAGGGUCUUUUUGUGUUGGGUUUUGGAGGGUGGGAGUGAGCAGGGGUGUGGAGGAGCGCUGGAGAUAGGCAUCCGUGUGGGGUGCCCAGGCCUCGGUCAGGCAGCCGGUUCCACCUGGAUGUGAGCUGUUUCCUCCACUGACCCAAGUCUCACCCGCCCCUGUGCUGUAGUGCCCUAGGGCUCCCAAGUCUGAGAAAGAGCCAGCCUUUGCUUCAAAGGAACCAGGAGUCCCCUACCCUCUGGGCACCCCGCUGUGCUGUCCGAGCCUGUGUUGUGCCACAGCCAUUCUCGGGGCUGCAGAGGAUGAAGAAGCACAAGUCUCCCCGGAUCUGCCGCCUGCUUGUCCCCCUUCCUGGGCCGAGUGGGACCCAGCUGUGGCCUCAGCUGCACAGUCCUGGGCCAUUAGAGUGGGAGUGAAGGCAGGCUGGUUUCCUUGUGUUUUGGUGCUCCCUACUUGCUGUUAGCCACCCCGGCUGAAGAAGCUAGGCAGGGACAGUGGGGCUCCGGACACUGCUGUGUGGAUGCUGGGUAGAGGACUCAAGAAGCCGGUGCUGUGGGAUUCAGCUCUGAACGAAGCACUUUACGGACUGCGGGACUCAAUUACUGCCACACCUAAUAAACUGGACGUGUUUACAUAA
This is a messenger RNA of Apodemus sylvaticus (European woodmouse), 2588 nucleotides long. It is a transcript of the gene Snx8, whose product is annotated as sorting nexin 8. Gene Ontology annotation, molecular function: phosphatidylinositol binding. Lineage: Eukaryota; Metazoa; Chordata; Mammalia; Rodentia; Muridae. Gene Ontology annotation, biological process: retrograde transport, endosome to Golgi. Bases 203 to 1438 code for a protein of 411 amino acids. The transcript is spliced from 11 exons. The record is from RefSeq and is a predicted model, not a curated record.